GCCGUUGGGGACUGGCAGAGAUGAACCCCCUGGCACUGCUCGUGGGCAUUGUGGCUCUGAGCCACUCUGCUCUCGCCUCCAAAGUCUGUCCCAGGCCACCAGAAGUGCUGUUUGCCACGAUUAAUGUAGACAAAAAGGUGUAUGAAGUGGGUGAGGAAGUAGAAUACACCUGCAGGCCUGGGUUCAUGCCCAACAACGGCCAGAGGAAGUACAUCUGCCCCCCAACUGGCAAGUGGCCCUUCAACACACUGCUGUGCCUCCCACAGAGAUGCACAGCUCCUGGAACCUUGGCAAAUGGAAAAAUUGAUGUGGUAGACACCCAGUACCAGAGUUCUAUGAACUUUUCAUGUGACCCAGGCUACAACCUCGUUGGGUCGAGAACAAGCAAGUGCAUGGCAGAUGGAAAGUGGACUGGAAUUUUUCCACAGUGUCAACCUGUGACCUGUGCACCUCCCUCACUCCCCGAGUUUGGAGUCCUCUCUUACCGUCGCACCAAGCCUGGAAAUGUUUCUCAUUUCAUGGACACAAUCACAUUUGAAUGUGUCCCUCCUCUUGCCCUCAUUGGGAAUGAGACAGCCACCUGCACAGCCAACGGGACCUGGAGCAGCAUUCCAGAGUGCAAGGUCGUCACCUGCCCCACUCCAUUAGGAAUAGAAAAUGGAUUCCUGGAGUUUGUGGCACGCAGAACAUACCACUACAAUGAAAGUGUGAGCUUUGGCUGUGAGCCCAGAUAUGUGAUGGAGGGAUCGAAGCAUUCCCGGUGUGAAAAGACUGGAAACUGGUCCACAAAGCCAACCUGUAAAGCCCCGUGUAAAAUACCAGUGAAGAAAGCUGUUGUAUUAUACAAUGGGGAGAAGAAGAGGGUCCAGAAUGACUUGAAGGAAGGCAUUCUGCAUGGUGAGACUGUGGCCUUUUACUGCAAGAACAAAGAAAAAUCCUGUGCCUACACUGUAGAUGUGGCAUGUGUGGAUGGCAACUUCACCCUCCCUGCCUGCUUCAAAGCACGUGGAGUGUUUUCUUUCAUGAAGAAGGACCCAUCAGACAUGAAACCCUGUGAAACUGAAGCAUGA
This is a messenger RNA of Acanthisitta chloris (rifleman), 1070 nucleotides long. RefSeq names its product apolipoprotein H (beta-2-glycoprotein I) (gene APOH). NCBI's taxonomy places the organism in Eukaryota, Metazoa, Chordata, Aves, Passeriformes, Acanthisittidae. The transcript has 8 exons. The record is from RefSeq and is a predicted model, not a curated record. Bases 21 to 1070 code for a protein of 349 amino acids.